CUGCACUCGGGGCUGAUGCCCCUGGGUUCUGCGGGGCUGGGGGGGAGCAGGCCCCCGAACUGUGCCCCCCCCGCCGUGCAGGAGAAGCUGAAGCCGGCGUUCCUGGAGCAGCUGCCCAAGAAGCUGCAGGAGCUGUCGCGGUUCCUGGGCUCCCGGCCCUGGUUUGCGGGGCAGAAGCUCACCUUCGUGGACUUCCUGGCCUACGACGUGCUGGACCAGCAGCGCAUGUUCGCUCCUGAGUGUCCCGAGCUGAAGGGAAACCUGGCGCAGUUCCUGCAGCGCUUCGAGGUGAGCGGGGCCGGGACAGCCCGGGGACAGCCCGGGGACAGCCCGGGGACAGCCCGGGGCCACUGCGGUGUCCCGGCCCCAUCUCCAUCCCUGACACCCCGGUGUCCCCAUCGCCCACCCCGCUGUGCCUGCCACCAUCCCUGACACCUCAGUGCUGUGCUCUUUUCCCAUCCCAAGUGUCAUCCUUCUGUCCCUGGUGUUUCUGUCUCCAUCGCAUUCCUUUCAACCCUGUAACCUCAGCCCUGACCCGCGGUGUCCCAAUCCCAGUCCCUAAGAGCACGGUGUCCCCAUCCCUGAUAUCCCAAUGUCCCCAUCUCAUUCCUGACACUCCA
Messenger RNA from Passer montanus (Eurasian tree sparrow), 620 nucleotides. Its product is annotated as glutathione S-transferase 2-like. The record is from RefSeq and is a predicted model, not a curated record. Lineage: Eukaryota; Metazoa; Chordata; Aves; Passeriformes; Passeridae. Bases 16 to 432 code for a protein of 138 amino acids. The transcript is spliced from 3 exons.